Molecule: messenger RNA, 2607 nt
Organism: Hyposmocoma kahamanoa
Lineage: Eukaryota; Metazoa; Arthropoda; Insecta; Lepidoptera; Cosmopterigidae
Product: probable sodium-coupled neutral amino acid transporter 6
Exons: 9
Coding region: 108-1682 (524 amino acids)
Source: RefSeq, a predicted model, not a curated record
AAGACCGACCUCAAGGUCUCACUCUCCUUGUGCUAAUGUGGCUAUUGUUUUCGAAAUUAGAAUCCUUUUUAUUGGCAUAUUUUUUGGAGUUUUAAGAAUGGUAUGAAAUGAAGCUACUCCGCGUGAUCGACUCUCUGCAAGGCGGGUCUCCACAUAAGACCAGUGUGGUCGUCUCGCGUCACGAUCAGUACACCGUCGGGGAGACCACUGGUGGCUUGAGUGUGCUAUUCACGAUAUUAUGUAUUGUAGACCUCUUUGGAGUGUUCCCUGUGGUAGCACUACCUAAGAGCAUUAUAGCAUGUGGAAUAUACGGCUUACCGCUGGUGAUGGCCGUAUUCAGCUUGCAGCUGUACACAGCAGUACUGCUGGGCAGGAGUUGGCUGCUAGCACAGGAAAUUACGCCAAACAUACGGGAGAAAAACCGCUUCCCUUACGCUGCAGUGGCAGAACUGGCGUUUGGCAAGCACGCAAGAAGGCUGGUCACCUUUCUUAUAGACGCGACCGUUUUUGGCGCUGGAGUUCCUAAUUUCAUUUUUGCUUCUCAAAGCAUGCAGCUGUUCUGGUGGAAAAUCACGGGCGGCGAAGUUGGGGUAUCGUAUUGCAUUUGGAUGUUGCUGAUUGGUCUGCUGCUCUGCCCGGUCAUGUGGCUUGGUUCGCCCAAGGAUAUGAAGCCCCUAGCCGUCACGUCUGUUUGCAUAGUGUUGACUGUGGCAUUUUGCACAUGGACCUGCAUUCUGUUGGACGACCUGUCGCCUCCUAACGAAUCCAACAUUUCGAACUAUCGACCUGGUGUGCAGGAUUUUUUAGUUGCAUAUGGCAUCAUUGCUUUUCAGUUUGAUAUUCAUCCAAUGCUGCUCACGAUACAAGUGGACAUGCGCGAUAAUCGAAAGAUUCAUGUAGCUGUAUUAGGAGGGUUCGUAGCUACUGGUUUCCUCUUCGCCGUCACCACAGCUCUCGCUGCUGUCCGUUACGGUCAGAAUGUCGAAAACAAUAUUCUUCAAGGUAUUCCCCCUUCAAUAGUUUUGUACGUCGUGGCGCUGCUCGUAACUGUCCAACUAUGCCUCUCCAGCGCUGUCGGAAAUUCCGCCCUAUUCCAGCAUAUUGAAGACCUACUCAAAAUACCUCGAGAUUUCUGCGUUCAACGUUGCAUAAUCAGGUCCAGUAUCGUCGCAAUGGCCGUCUUUUUAGGUGAAUCGGUACCACGUUUUGAUCUCGUCAUGGGUUUAGUCGGUUCUACUUUAACUGGACCACUAAUGUUUAUCUUCCCACCUUUAUUUUUUCUACGACUGUGUUAUAUGAAGUCAAAUAAGAAAAAAUACUGUGAUUUAGAUAACCUUAAAUUAAUAGAACGGACCGAUAAUCAAAAUGGCGGCCAGAUCUUUCAACAAAAUGGCGACACGUCAAAUAUCCCGCUUAUUUUUAAAAAUACGUUCCAUAAUACAUACAGGACGUUUACUAACAGUUAUGAAAACGUAGACGGUGAUCCACUGGAGGAAUACGAUAUAAAAUAUCAUGAUAUUUUGUUGGCAGUGAUAGUUGUGUUACUUGGUACGGUAGCUACAGUCAUAGCAACUUAUUCGAGUUGGUCUGACACUAUUUCGUCUGCUCAAUUCACUCCGCCCUGUUUAAGUAACAUUACUGCAGCAGCCAGGAGCUUUUUAGAAGUUACUAAGCCUACGUGAUAGUAUUUAUAUUAGUAGAAUGACGAAAGAAAAAAUUUUCACUUCUCAUGCUCUAAAAGUACGUCGAUAUAGCCUGUAAAAUAGCAAGUAGCGGGAGUAAAGUGCAUCCUUUCCCUAGGAAGACAAAGUACCUAAUUUUUUUAUUUACUUCGAGUGAACAAACAUACAGUGAUAAUUUCAGAAUUUUGGUUCGUAAUUUUGUUGUUUUAGAGCGAAAAAUUGAAUUUUUUUUUCUCGCGACCGAAGUGAAAAGCAAAGUUUUCACCUCGAGACUAAAAGUCAAUAUAAACCCUCGGAGUAAUAGUCACCUUCGCUAAAGCUCGGGUGUCUAAGCACCUUGGGUAUAAUAUUCUCCUCCUCCGUCGGUCCCUCACUACUGAGGAUCGUGACUUUGAGCAAGUAUACCUUCAAUCAAUCUUUUCCACUGCACUCUGUCUUUGGCUAGGUGGAAUGCGACACUCACUAGUACUGCCAGACUUUCAGCCACCUAGUCACACCAUCGUUUCGAACUUCGACCUUUAGGUCGUUGCCCUCAAUCCUGCCCGUAACAAUCACGCUCUCGAGACUAUCAGUGCCUCUGCAUGCAAUGCGACCAAAGAAACUGCAGCAUGCGGGGCAAACAGACGGAAGACAAGCGUUUGUGAUUUUGCAACUGCAAUUCCUCAAGCAUGGAUACGUUCGUACGAUGCGCAGUCCAAGGAAUCCUUAAUAGGCGACACGAACACCACAUCUCAAAAGCGUCAAUUCUUUGCCUGUCAGCGGCUUUAAGCGUCCAGACUUCCGCGCCAUACAAAAAUAUGGAAUAAAACUAGCGUGCGAACUAUGCGUGUAUACAUAGGGCGCACUAUAAGUUUCCGGAACUGGCCACUUACAUAAACAAUAUUUCAAAAGUAAUUACAACAUUUCAAAAUGGAACUGUUUGGCU